CCUCCCCCUCCUGCACCGUUCCUAUUUCUUCUCUCUCGUCCUCCCCUCCCCCGUCUUCCUCUCCCUGACCUUCUCUCUCUACCCAUCUUAACUCCCUCCUUUCUCAUCCCUCACCCCCCCAUCCCAACAAUGGCCAACUCUCCUCACGGUGGUGUCCUGAAGGACCUCAUCGCCCGCGAUGCCCCCCGCCACGACCAGUUGACCGCCGAGGCGGAGAAACUGCCCGCCAUCGUGCUCACCGAGCGCCAGCUGUGCGAUCUCGAGCUGAUCAUGAACGGUGGCUUCAGUCCUCUGGAGGGCUUUAUGAACCAGAAGGAUUUCGACGGUGUCUGCGAGAACUGCCGACUUGCCGAUGGCAACCUUUUCUCUAUGCCCAUCACCCUGGAUGCCUCCCAGGAGACCAUUGAUGCCGGCAAGCUCCAGGCCGGCUCUCGCGUUACCCUGCGGGAUUUCCGUGAUGACCGUAACCUGGCCAUCCUGACUAUCGAUGACAUCUACCGUGCCGAUAAGGCAAAGGAAGCCAAGCUGGUCUUUGGCGGCGAUGCGGACCACCCCGCUAUCAAGUACCUGAACACCAAGGUUCAUGAUUUCUAUAUUGGCGGAAAGAUCGACGCUAUCAACAAGCUGAACCACUACGACUAUGUCGCCCUCCGCUACACCCCCGCAGAGCUGCGCAUUCACUUUGACAAGCUCGGCUGGAACCGAGUUGUCGCUUUCCAGACCCGUAACCCCAUGCACAGAGCUCACCGUGAGCUCACCGUCCGCGCCGCUCGCGCGCGCCAGGCGAAUGUCCUGAUUCACCCCGUCGUCGGUCUCACCAAGCCCGGUGAUAUUGACCACUUCACCCGUGUCCGAGCCUACCAGGCUCUCCUGCCCCGUUACCCCAACGGAAUGGCCGUCCUGGGUCUGCUGCCCCUGGCCAUGCGUAUGGGUGGUCCCCGCGAGGCCCUCUGGCACGCCAUUAUCCGUAAGAACCACGGUGCUACCCACUUCAUCGUUGGCCGUGACCACGCCGGUCCCGGUAAGAACUCCAAGGGUGAGGAGUUCUACGGCCCUUACGACGCUCAGCACGCCGUCGAGAAGUACAAGGACGAACUGGGCAUCGAGGUCGUCGAGUUCCAGCAGGUCACCUACCUGCCCGACACCGAUGAGUACAAGCCCAAGGACGAGGUCCCCGCCGGCACCAAGACCCUGGACAUCUCCGGUACUGAGCUCCGUAACCGUCUGCGCACCGGCGCUCACAUCCCCGAGUGGUUCUCCUACCCCGAGGUUGUCAAGAUUCUCCGCGAAUCCAGCCCCCCUCGUGCCAGCCAGGGUUUCACCAUCUUCCUUACCGGUUAUAUGAACUCGGGCAAGGAUGCCAUCGCCCGUGCUCUCCAGGUCACCCUGAACCAGCAGGGCGGUCGCUCCGUCUCCCUGCUGCUGGGUGACACCGUCCGCCACGAGCUCUCUUCCGAGCUUGGCUUCAGCCGUGAGGACCGCCACAAGAACAUCCAGCGCAUCUCGUUCGUUGCCAGCGAGCUGACCCGCGCCGGCGCUGCCGUCAUCGCCGCCCCCAUUGCCCCCUACGAGGAGUCCCGCAAGGCUGCUCGCGAGGCCGUGUCUCACCUGGGUGGCUCCUUCUUCCUGGUCCACGUGAACACUCCCCUCGAGUACUGCGAGAAGACCGACAAGCGUGGCAUCUACGAGAAGGCUCGCCGUGGCGAGAUCAAGGGUUUCACCGGUGUCGACGACCCUUACGAGACUCCUUCCAACGCCGACCUCACCGUCGACGUUUCCAAGCAGAGCGUUCGCAGCAUCGUGCACGAGAUCGUUCUCAUGCUCGAGACCGAGGGCUACUUCGACCGUCUGUAAGCGUGUUUAAAAUGGAUUAGGAAGCGUUUUCUUUUUUUUCUUUUGUUUAAUGUAUGGAUGGCGGACUUGAAAAGAGUUCAACGAAUCGGGUUAUAGAAUGUAUGCUUUGAAUUGCU
This is a messenger RNA of Aspergillus steynii IBT 23096, 1970 nucleotides long. It is a transcript of the gene sC, whose product is annotated as sulfate adenylyltransferase. The transcript has 5 exons. Lineage: Eukaryota; Fungi; Ascomycota; Eurotiomycetes; Eurotiales; Aspergillaceae. Gene Ontology annotation, biological process: sulfur amino acid metabolic process. Gene Ontology annotation, cellular component: cytoplasm. Gene Ontology annotation, molecular function: sulfate adenylyltransferase (ATP) activity; ATP binding; adenylylsulfate kinase activity. The record is from RefSeq and is a predicted model, not a curated record. The coding region runs from base 130 to 1854 and encodes 574 amino acids.